This is a messenger RNA of Arvicola amphibius (Eurasian water vole), 7214 nucleotides long. It is a transcript of the gene Nfatc2, whose product is annotated as nuclear factor of activated T cells 2. The record is from RefSeq and is a predicted model, not a curated record. Gene Ontology annotation, biological process: regulation of transcription by RNA polymerase II; cytokine production; calcineurin-NFAT signaling cascade. Gene Ontology annotation, cellular component: transcription regulator complex. Gene Ontology annotation, molecular function: DNA-binding transcription factor activity, RNA polymerase II-specific; transcription factor binding; RNA polymerase II cis-regulatory region sequence-specific DNA binding. Bases 153 to 2927 code for a protein of 924 amino acids. The transcript is spliced from 11 exons. NCBI's taxonomy places the organism in Eukaryota, Metazoa, Chordata, Mammalia, Rodentia, Cricetidae.
GCCGUCACCCGCUCCCCGGACGCGUCCAGGACCCACUGCGCCGCGAGUCAUCCCCGGCCCCGGCGUGCGCCCCAGACACGGUGACUCCGGUCCGCGCGAGCCUCCUCCCUCACCGCGACCCUACCAGGCCCCGCAGCCCAGCUGCCCCAGCCAUGGACGCCCCGGAGCCGCAGCCCGACCCAGACGGUGGGGACGGCCCAGGCCACGAGCCUGGGGGCAGUCCCCAGGACGAGCUGGACUUUUCCAUCCUCUUCGAUUAUGACUAUCUGAAACCCAUCGAAGAAGAACAGAACGCACAUAAGGCCAUCAGCUCACCCUCCGGAAUCGUAUACCCGGAUGAUGCCCAGGACUAUGGCCUCAAGCCAGUCAACCCCCUCGCCAGUUUCUCUGGCGAGCCCCCCGGCCGGUUUGGAGAGCCGGAUAGGAUAGGGUUCCAGAACUAUCUGAGUCCGGCCAAGCCAGCAGGGGCUUCGGGCCCAAGCCCUCGGAUCGAGAUCACUCCAUCCCACGAACUGAUGCAGGCAGGGGGGGCCCUCCGUGGGAGAGAUGCCAGCCUGCCCCCCGAGCAGCCGGCCCUGACCCUGGCUGGCAUUGCUGCCAGCCCAAGGUUCACACUGCCCGUGCCCGGCUUCGAGGCCUACCGCGAGCCGCUUUGCUUGAGCCCCGCUAGCAGCGGCUCCUCUGCCAGCUUCAUUUCUGACACCUUCUCCCCCUACACCUCGCCCUGCGUCUCGCCCAAUAACGCCGGGCCCGACGACCCGUGUUACCAGUUUCAAAACAUCACUGCUCAUUAUUCCCCCAGAACCUCUCCAAUAAUGUCACCUCGAACCAGCCUCGCCGAGGAGAUCUCCUUGGGCCGACACUCGCCCGUGCCCCAUCCGGCAUCCCGCUCCUCCUCACCCGGUGCCAAGCGGAGGCAUUCGUGUGCAGGGGCCUUGGUUGCCCCUCUGCCCGCAUCCUCACCCCAGCGCUCCCGGAGCCCCUCGCCACAGCCCUCACCUCACGUGGCAACCCAGGACGACGACAUCCCCGCUGGGUACCCCCCCACGGCUGGCUCUGGUGUUCUCAUGGAAGCCCUCAACAGCCUGGCCACUGACUCGCCCUGCGGGAUCCCCUCCAAGAUAUGGAAGACCAGUCCUGACCCGGCUCCCGUGUCCACCGCCCCGUCCAAGGCGGGCCUGGCCCGCCACAUCUACCCUGCUGUGGAGUUCCUGGGGCCCUGUGAGCAGGAGGAAAGGAGGAAUUCCGCCCCUGAGUCCAUCCUGCUGGUACCACCCAGCUGGCCCAAGCAGCUGGUGCCAGCCAUUCCCAUCUGCAGCAUCCCUGUGACUGCAUCCCUUCCUCCACUAGAGUGGCCACUCUCCAAUCAGUCAGGCUCCUAUGAGCUGCGGAUCGAAGUCCAGCCCAAGCCCCAUCACCGGGCCCACUAUGAGACGGAGGGCAGCCGUGGUGCUGUUAAAGCCCCGACAGGAGGCCACCCUGUGGUGCAGCUCCAUGGCUACAUGGAGAACAAGCCCCUGGGACUUCAGAUCUUCAUUGGGACAGCCGAUGAGAGAAUCCUAAAGCCGCAUGCCUUCUACCAAGUACACAGGAUCACGGGCAAAACCGUUACCACCACCAGCUAUGAGAAGAUUGUGGGCAACACCAAGGUCCUAGAAAUCCCCCUGGAGCCAAAGAACAACAUGAGGGCCACCAUCGACUGUGCCGGCAUCCUGAAGCUUCGAAACGCCGACAUCGAGCUGCGGAAGGGCGAGACAGACAUCGGCAGGAAGAACACGCGGGUGCGCCUGGUGUUCCGUGUGCACGUCCCAGAACCCAGUGGCCGCAUCAUCUCCCUGCAGGCGGCAUCCAACCCCAUUGAGUGCUCUCAGCGCUCUGCCCAUGAGCUGCCCAUGGUGGAGAGACAAGACGUGGACAGCUGCCUGGUCUACGGGGGCCAGCAGAUGAUCCUCACGGGCCAGAACUUUACGGCUGAGUCCAAGGUGGUGUUCAUGGAGAAGACCACAGAUGGGCAGCAGGUUUGGGAGAUGGAAGCCACGGUGGAUAAAGACAAGAGCCAGCCUAACAUGCUUUUUGUUGAGAUCCCCGAGUAUCGGAACAAGCACAUUCGAGUGCCCGUAAAAGUGAACUUCUACGUCAUCAAUGGAAAGAGAAAACGAAGUCAGCCGCAACACUUUACCUACCAUCCAGCCCCUGCCAUCAAGACAGAACCCGAUGAGUAUGACCCUUCUCUGAUCUGCAGCCCUGCCCAUGGAGGCCUGGGGAGCCAGCCAUAUUACCCACAGCACCCAAUGCUGGCCGAGUCCCCCUCCUGUCUCGUGGCUACCAUGGCCCCCUGCCAGCAGUUCCGCUCGGGGCUGUCAUCCCCCGAUGCCCGCUACCAGCAGCAGAGCCCCGCGGCGGCUCUCUACCAGAGGAGCAAGAGCCUGAGUCCAGGCCUGCUGGGCUACCAGCAGCCGGCCCUCCUGGCAGCACCCUUGGGCCUGGCUGAUGCCCACCGCUCUGUGCUGGUGCAUGCUGGUUCUCAGGGCCAGGGCCAAGGCUCCACCCUGCCGCAUACAUCCUCGGCUAGCCAGCAGGCCUCGCCCGUGAUUCACUACUCACCCACCAACCAGCAGCUUCGAGGCGGGGGGCACCAGGAGUUUCAGCAUAUCAUGUACUGUGAGAACUUCGGCCCUGGUUCAGCCAGGCCUGGCCCACCACCCAUCAAUCAAGGCCAGAGGCUGAGCCCAGGCUCCUACCCCACAGUCAUCCAACAACAGACUGCCCUGAGCCAAAGAGGUACCAAAAACGGACCCCCAGUCAGUGACCAGAAGGACGCUAUGCCCACUGGAGUGACAGUCAAACAGGAACAGAACCUGGACCAGACCUACCUGGAUGACGAACUGAUAGACACACACCUUAGCUGGAUACAAAACAUAUUAUGAGACCGAGUGACUGGUCUUUGAUCCGAGAAAUCAAAGUGAAAGUUAAUGAAAUCAUCAGGAAGGAGUUUUCAGGACCUGCCCCCCGAAAUCAGACCUAGAAACAGCCAUUAUCGCAAGACGCCUUCCAUCUUGGACCCCUUCUGUCUCCCCCUGCCUUCUCUGACUGGAACACUGUGUGUGGGCUCAGCGCAGGCUGUUGCUGUAGGAGCCUGCUGCCGCUCAACACUCAGCUCAGCUGAUGUCCAUGGUGACUGGAUGAGAAAGCCACUGCCUGCUGACCAAAGCCCCGUUCUCAACUCACCAGGGAGCUGAACUUGCCAGAGACCCGGAAGCUGGCCUGGGGGAGAGAACUGGAGAACUUCGAUAGAGCCUCGGCCCACGGACAUGGCUCCUCUCUCUCUUGAAGGGUGUUUAAACAGAGCAACCAAAAGAACAUGGCCCAAGAGCCCAACUUUUGGGCUCGAGAACCCCAGGUCCCUGUAGGAGCCAAAACCGGAGAGUCUCAUCUCUGCCCCAGCUGGGCCAUAGCAGAGCUUUAUUUUCAGUCUUUCUGAAGCCAAACUGCCUCGCCCUGACAGGACCACCUGUCCCAACUCCCGGCCUUAAGUUAUAACACGUGUACACUGUUUGCCAGCUUCUGGGCCUUUGUUUUUCUCUGCUUCAAAGAGCCAACCAAGGAGUCCGCAGGCUGGGCCCUCUCAGCCAGCUACUCCCUAACCCUGCUGCCUGCACCAGACCUCUGGUGGAGUCCAGCCCGGGCUGCCUGUUGAGAACAAAGCUUCCAAAGGCUCCCCUCCACCCUCCUCCCGGACAGAGCCUCCUCCCUGGAGCUGGGAGACCUUCUGGGUCCUUGCAUUGACUGUUACAGAGCUGAAGCCACCUAACCCAAUCAAAACCUGCAGGUGUUUGUCAUGACUUCCACCAAACAGAACGACGGGGCUGAAAUCUCCCCCUACCCUAAACUCAAAGCCGGAGCGCGCUGGCAUAGCCCCAUUGUUCUGUUUCUUACCUGGAUGCACACAACGUCACUGUGGAAUCCGAGAUGCUGUCACAUGAGCUGCACGCGUAACUCAGACCCCAGCAUGUGCCUUCGUGUGGUCAAGGCCGGCUCGUGUGUCCUGUGGUGUCCUCUGCUCUCACACCACAGGUCUCCACAGUCUUCCUCCCCUGGUGCAAUUUUUUUUGCUUUCAUUUUUUUGCUCUUCCUUUCGACAGAACCGCUUGUCUUCACCACAGAUGCCCUGUACACAUUGGGCAGGCAUGUCAAUGACUUUCUUGGCUCUGUCUGCUAGGUAGAGGGCCCGAAUAGCAAGCCACAGUGGCUAAAUACCCUUCAUGAGUUUCUUACACUCUGGCUUUGCCAAGGCCGUCCAAGGGUAAAUCUUCUUGGGAGCUGAGCCAGCUACGGCUAGCUCUCCAGACAGAGACCCAUACCCAGGGCUCAGCUUGAGCAUGAAAGUGUGACUUCUUGGUAAUAUAGCCUUUCUUUUCCCUAGCAGCAACACCGGGCUUCCCUCCACCCGCCCCAAGCAUACAACGGAGCAGAAUUCUCUUUUGAACCCAGAAUGUCCACAAGCAGUUGGGCACUCAGCCUCUGGUCCGAGGCACUUCCUAAACAAAGGAAGCCUCUGUGAAGCAAUACCCAUUUCUCUGGGGAAGGGUGACAAGGGCUUGGUGAGAGAUCAGUUCUCACUUACCCUGGCUGGGAGCCACUUUUUGCACAUGAGGAAUCGGGCCCUUCCUCGGAUUAUCUCAAUGUUUUACCCAAGUGCCUUCCUGCAAUUGUAGUGAGCAGUUCAGCUGCAUUGUGUAUGGUGUGAGAAAGGGCUAACUCGUUUCCUGUUCAUCUUCUAACCAUGUCAGCAAGAAGGCUUCCCGUAGUUCAGACUCCUGUACGUGUGUGUGUGUGUGUGUGUGUGUGUGUGUGUGCGCACGCGCGCGUGUGUGGCAAGAGGGCUUCUCGUAGUUCGGACUCCUUUACCUGUGUGUGUGUGUGUGUAAGAGGGCAUCCCAUAAUUCAGACUCCCGUACCUGUGUGUGUGUGCAAGAGAGCUUCCUGUAGUUCAGACACCUGUGCCUCUGUGUGUGUGCAUGUGUGCAAGAGGGCUUCCCGUAGUUCAGACUCCUGUGCCUCUGUGUGUGUCUGCAAGAGGGCUUCCCAUAGUUCAGACUCCUUUGCCUGUGUGUACAAGAGGGUUUCCCAUAGUUCAGACUCCCAUACCUUCGUGUGUGUGUGUGUGUGUGUGUGUGUGUGCAUGCAGGAGGGUUUCCCAUAGUUCAGACUCCUGUGCCUUCGUGCUUGUAUGUGUGUGUGUACGUGCCCUUCCCCCUAGACUACCUUAGCUGAGUAGUCUAAGAAACCUUCUCAUACUCAAGUAGAUCAGGAAGCCAGGAGAGAAAAGUAGCAUUUGUUCCCAGACAGGCCAGAGAAAGAAUACGAGCAGAAGACAGCUAUCAAGGAGGUUUGGUCAGUCGUAGACGCUAGAAGGAAACUUCGCUGGUAGUGAUGGCUUAUACACCAUUCCCAGAGUGGGAAGAUAUAGUCUGAUCUAGGUCCGUGAGGAAAAUAUGCCUGAGUAGUGAGGGUGGCUGUGUUGUAUGUGAGUCUGAAGGGUCGAAGCAGAAAUGUGUCCUUGUGAAAUCCAUGGUAACAUUAGUGUGGCACUCAGACGGUUUCGUCUUGCUGAAUGUGGUAUUUAACUCUUUGAAGUCCGCAUAUCUGCCUGAUUGUACAAAGACAGCUGCUGGGGAGUAUAUAUAUCCACCCAGAUUAGGAUGGUAUUAAAUUUUAUUUUCUUACCUGGAUUUUGGCGCUUUUUAUCUGCCCUCAAAAUAUCUCAUCCCUGUUGGAGUUAGAACAUAUUUAUAAAUGGUCAGAUGUCUUUUUAAGUUUUUUUAAAACAUAUAUAUCUUGAUUUUCUGUAAGAGAAAUGGUGUAUUCUUGAAUUGUUUUCUCAUUCCAGAAAAACAAAUCCAAAGGCUUGGGUCCCCAUCAGGACCUCGGGAUAGGAGAGAGGGAGCUGGGCCAAGAGAGCAUCUUUUUCUUGCUUGAGAAAGAUACCGACUCCUUCGACCUCAAGCCUGGGUUGUCCCUGAGAAUUGUACACAAAGGGUUUAGUUGGUAGUUUUGAUUUAAAGCCACCAAAUCCUGUCUUUUCAUGAACUGACAAGAUCCUAAAGACAGGCUGAUGCUGUCAGAACCAACCGUGUGGAGUCCUCACAGGAGACCCCAUGUGCAGCAUCCACAGGACAGCCACCCUUUGUCCAGAACAUCAUAGCCAUGGACAAAGUGAGCUAGUUCCUCCCAAGACCUGGGAUAGCUCGUUCACGUCCAGUGGUCUGGUCAUCUGUCACAUCCCCACCAACCCUCAGCCACCAGUGGCACCGCCACACAGAGAGGUCGAAAGCAAUGUACUCUGUCACUCAGAACCAAAGAGAGACUGAGUUGGUUUGGUUUUGCACUACAGUGCUCAGCACUGACAGACUGUGGGGGAGCUGCUGUAUUCAUUAGGCACUCCAGAAAAGACAUAGGGGUGGCCAGGCCAGGAUAGACAUUCCUGAACUCUGCGGGAAGGGCAGCCUUGAGGAACCUGACACACCUUCACCGCUGGCGUCUCCCAACUUCUGCCAUCAAGCUUCAUGGACCCAAACCAGCCAGCUGCAGAGUGAGAGCUUCUCCUGCAGUCCUGCCCGCUGCUAAAAUGAGGUGACAUCACCUUCACCGCUGAGCAACUCACCCGUGCCUUGACAUACAGCCUCCAUCCUCGUCUUAACCCGGUUCGUUUACACCUAACUCCAGUGUUGGGCAAGAUCAGUGCUUCCCUGAGUUUGGCUCUCUGGGAUCACAGAGGGGUCCUGGCAGUCAAAGGGUUAAUGCUGUCUCUAUGCAGCCCCUGGGGCAGAUGGGAAUAAAGUUCCCUGCCCUUUCAGGUUUCGGAUGGACUGGGCACUGAGGGUGCUGUGGCUGUGUGACUAGGAGCCACAUCUCUGGUUGGCCAGAGCACACUGUGGGAGCAUCCCAGACAUCCUAUCAGAGAAGCCCCUGCUCCCCCUGUCACCUCUCAGCCCUCAAAGGGAGUCUCACCAUCCUAGAGGUUGCCCCCAUGAUGCCUGAAGACCAGGGUUUGGGGAAAAAAAAUCCCGACUGUCUUGAGGAGUCAGAAUAUAUCACAUUCCUAUGCAAAACAAUUUUAAUCUCCAGUUUCAUGUAGUUUAUUUUUGCUAUAUGUAAAGUAUUUUUAUACGGCUUGUAUGAUGACAGCUUAGCAAUAAAACAGUUGAGAGCAA